UGAUUGGUUGGAAAAAUUGUGGCGGUACUAAUGAAAUAUAGAAGAGUAGACUAGUAAAAUAGUUAUAGGAGAGUAGAAGUUGAGAAUAGAUAGGGCUGAGUUAGCGGAGCAUCAGAGCAUUAAUAACGAACGGGGCUGCCGUUUUUAGAAACAUUCAUCGACGAUCCAAGACUUUGAGACAUAGGAUCCUUGUGUUAUGUAGAGCAGCCAUCAGCCACUGCUCAUCCUCCAAUAUUUUAAAGCUACUAAAGAUGUAUAUUACCAGUCGUCCUCCCCAUUAUGAUAUGCUGUAUACUUGUGUCACUAUAACUGUCAACGAUGUUGUACUGCGCAACCCUUCUCGCUUCCCUCCUUGCGGGUUCGGCGCUUGCGUAUAACGAUGGAUUGGAGAGUAAACUUACCAAUCUCGUCAGGCAGAGGCGGCAAGACGGGACGGACCCCACGCAGCCCGUAGGAACAAACCCGAUCUCGAAAUUCGAGACGCAGUACCUCGGCCAGCAGAACCCGAACAAUAGUUGCAGCCAUCGGGACCUAGGCUUCACGGGCGAGCUGCAGGGGAAAUGGUACGCCGUAUAUGGUGAUACAUUGUGGUGUGCGCCCGGCGUGACAGACCCGAGCGCUGAUCCGGACGGCUUCCACGGCCUCGUCAGGGACGCCGUAUCCCUAAUGACAGACGAUCCGCUCGUUGUGGCAGAUAUGCAUCUCAACGACGACACCCCCGUUCGGCACCAAUUGCAAUUCGUCCCCUUCAACGCGGACUGGGGCGAGGAAAACACGUACGGUUUCGGCGGAACAAGUCUAUUUGAGACUGCCGACGGUGCAGGCGGUGUAUUUUAUCUCGUCAACGCCAACGACGACGGUCUAAAGGGCGCCGGCGUCGCGAAAGUAGAGCUCAUAAACGGAGAACCAACCGUAACCCAACGCUUCGGGGACAACGGGUACUGGUGGCCGUCUAACAACACGCCUCGGUACGGCGACGUAGCUGCGUUCCGGGACCCGCGAUCCGAGUACGUGUACGCAUGGGGCGGGGCGCCGACGUCCGUCGCGGAUUCUACUACCGACGCGCAGUACGUGUACCUACUACGCGUUAAAGCCGCUGAUGCGUACGACUUGGAUCGGUACGAGUACUGGUGGGGCCCGGACUCGGGAUGGAAGACGGGGCAGCCGUUGACGGAGUUCGGCGCGCGGACGGCGGUUGCGUGGCUUAUUGGCCAGGGACAGAUCGUGUGGAGCGAGUUCUACGAAUGCUAUAUUUUUGUGCAUCUAAGUCCCGGUGGUUCAGACGUGCUCCUACGUACCGCAACGUUGCUUGAAGGCCCGUGGACUCCCGAUGUCAAAGUGUUCACAGCAACGCCCAUCGACGGCGGCCUAACGUACGCUGGUGUCGCGCACCCGUAUCUCGACCCAAGCGGUCAGACUCUGACAAUCUCGUAUACCAAUAAUAACCAUAUCGAAGUUCUAAAGGUUACAUUUUCUAGGUAG
Messenger RNA from Daldinia vernicosa, 1482 nucleotides. RefSeq lists its product as uncharacterized. NCBI's taxonomy places the organism in Eukaryota, Fungi, Ascomycota, Sordariomycetes, Xylariales, Hypoxylaceae. Bases 319 to 1482 code for a protein of 387 amino acids. The record is from RefSeq and is a predicted model, not a curated record. The transcript is spliced from 3 exons.